Messenger RNA from Pseudonaja textilis, 963 nucleotides. RefSeq names its product guanylate kinase 1 (gene GUK1). Gene Ontology annotation, biological process: purine nucleotide metabolic process. The record is from RefSeq and is a predicted model, not a curated record. Gene Ontology annotation, cellular component: cytosol. Gene Ontology annotation, molecular function: GMP kinase activity. NCBI's taxonomy places the organism in Eukaryota, Metazoa, Chordata, Lepidosauria, Squamata, Elapidae.
AACGUACAGUGCUCCCGGAUACGGGGCGGAGCUUGCCUGGGGCGGCGGAGCCCGGUCAUGGCCCGCCCCGCCUCUGUGAGUCAUCCUUCCCGGACGCGGCUCCGGUUUGGCUCCUCAUGUGGUGGCGGCACUUCUUAUGCGCUGCAGUUUCAGUUAUGAAAGGACCAAGGCCAGUGGUGUUGAGCGGCCCGUCAGGUGCAGGAAAAAGCACUUUAUUGAAGAAACUUCUCAAAGAUUAUGACAAAGUCUUUGGCUUCAGCGUCUCCCAUACUACAAGACAACCACGACCUGGGGAAGUCAAUGGAAAAGAUUACCACUUUGUGACCAGGGAAGAGAUGCAGAAAGAGAUCGACAUGGGAGAAUUCGUGGAGCACGCGGAGUUUUCGGGCAAUAUUUACGGAACGAGCAAAGCCGCCAUCCAGGCUGUCCAAGCUCAGAACCAGAUCUGCAUCCUAGAUAUUGACCUCCAAGGAGUGAGGAACAUCAAGAAGACUGACCUGAAUCCCAUUUACAUCUCUGUUCAAGUCCCCUCCAUAGAGAUAUUGGAGCAACGGUUAAGGGAGAGACAGACGGAGACGGAAGAAAGCUUACAGAAGCGGCUGCAAGCGGCUGCCACUGACAUGGAACUCAGCAAGGAGGCUGGCCUUUUUGACAUGAUCAUCAUCAAUGAUGACUUGGAAGAAGCUUAUACGAAACUGAAAAACAUUCUGGCCGAGGAGAUCGAGAAAGUGCAGGAAUCGAAGAAAACAUGAAAUCUCCUGGAGAUCCAACCGAGAUCCAACCAAGCUUUGGAGUCAUUCCUUGAUGUGUUUUGUUGUGAUUAUUAUUGUGCUGUGUUUGAGAAAAACACUCGUAAACCCACCCAAAUGUAUAAAUACUCGUACAUUCCUUUUUAGCUCGCUUCUCCUGUGAAAUCCUUCUUCGACACUUUCUAUUAAAGCGGGCAAAGUUCCCUUCCGGUUA